ACAAAUGGUAUCGCGAGAGUGAGAAAGUGAGCAUGCAACUGCAUGCAAUGUCAGUUGCAGGGAUCGGUCAUUUAAUGGCUAAAGUGGAGAUCGCCCCUCUGAGAUCCUUGGAUGAUUUCUGUCCAGGCUCAGAGCGCUUUGCUAAACCAGAUACACGAGAUUUGGCCAAAUGGAACAACAGAGUGGUCAGCAACCUCCUGUACUAUCAAACAAAUUAUCUGGUGAUGGCAAUCAUCGUUUUCUUGAUUGUAGGGUUCAUGAACCCUGUGAGAAUGUUCUCAGGUGCCGCAGUCAUUGCUUCAGUUUUCAUUAGCUCCAUGUGGGCCGGAGAGAACAAGGCCAUGAUCAAGAAGUUCAAAAAGGAGAACCCAACCUUGUUUGUUUUCCUGGUCAUGGUUGUGAGUUUCCUCCUGAUGUCACUCUUUGGUGGAGUCAUGGUACUGCUGAUGGGAAUCAAGCUGCCACUUCUCUUGAUCUUUGCGCAUGCAUCACUUCGACUGCGCAACAUUAAAAACAAACUGGAGAAUAAGAUGGAGAGUGCGGGACUCAAGAAAUCACCCAUGGGCAUCAUACUUGAAGCACUGGGCCAACAAGAAGAGAAUCUCAGUAAAAUUCAAGGCUUUCUAGAGAGCAAACUCAAUCAAUAAAGAUUGCCUUUCUGAGGUUGUCAACAAAGAAAUGAAGGAACUUUUUACCCACUAUUUGUGAAAUACACUCCUAUUUUUCCAAAAUAUAUUUUGAGCUUGAUUGGCAAAACAAACAGUAUUUUUCUCAAUGUAUAUUUUCUGUAAUAGGCUGGAAAAUAUUUUUUUGCACAAUGUUUUACAGUGUUAUGAAACAUAUGUUUACAUCUCAAGUCUUGUAAUUGAUCUAACUUGGUGGAUACUUCUCAAAAUAUAAUUUUGCACAUUGAAAAAAAAUCUGAUUUUGGUUUAGGUGCAGCACUACCUCACAAGUGAUGUUUUUUCUUUCGAAUGUAGAAGAACAUGGUGUCAUGCGUUUAAGUUUCAAGUGUUAUGUUAGUAUUCUUCUGUACAUUUAUCAAAUCCAAGUUAGCAGGAAUUCAAACUUAUAAGAUGUGGAAAAACGUGAGAAAGUCAUAGCAGGUGUUCCAGAUGUAUAUUUUCAUUAGGUAUGUAAAGCUUUUUUAAGUGUUCAAGCUUAAAGUAGCCCUAUCAAGUGAUUUUAAUAAGGAAAAUGUAAAACAUUUUACCAAAUAAUUUGGGAAAAUUAGCUUUAGCAAAGGUGAGUAGCUAAUAUCCCUGAAUAUGAGUAGCUAAUACCCUGAAUAUGACAAAAAAAUGUAAUCAGUUUAUGAUAUCGGUUGCAAAACAAUGUGCAGAUCACAGAGUGAUUCUACCAAAGAAAGUGUUUACAUUAUGCUUUAAUUUUAAUUAUCCCUGAUUUUGAUUGAAUUUGGAUGGCUUUAUUGUGGACAGACAAUAAAUCUUCUGGUACUACUUAGGCAUCAGAAAUGUGAACAAUGCUCAUCGUAAUCUGAACAGAUUCUAUAUCAUGGUUAUAUUACCUUGAGGUCAAAUAACACUCUAAAUAAUGCUGGGUGAAAAAUAACCCAAAUAUGGGACAGAACACACGUUGGGCUAAACUAACAAGUUGGGUUGUUAAUUUUAACCCAGCAAAUGGGGUAUUUAUUAAACUCAAAUAAAGGUUAAUUUUUACAGGAAUGCUGGGUUAAUUUGAUCUCAUAAGUGGAUUCAUAUUUUCAGAUUGUUUUAUCCUUUAAAAAUAUUGUAAAA
Molecule: messenger RNA, 1757 nt
Organism: Xyrauchen texanus (razorback sucker)
Lineage: Eukaryota; Metazoa; Chordata; Actinopteri; Cypriniformes; Catostomidae
Product: PRA1 family protein 3-like
Exons: 3
Coding region: 33-647 (204 amino acids)
Biological process (GO): negative regulation of transport
Cellular component (GO): membrane
Source: RefSeq, a predicted model, not a curated record